AUGGCAGACAACAUACCCAACGAACCUCCGCCAUCUUACGCGGCUGCCACGGGAAGCUCGACAGCUUCAUCCAGACCUCAAGGAGACGCUGCCGCCAACUCAAGUUCACAUUUGGAUGUCCCUGGCAAGGGUAAGAUCUCUGAUGCAGCCCGACGAUCCAUGGAAGACGAGGGUCGCAAGCUACCUCCUGGAUGGGUGAGAUCGUACGACCCCGAGACACAUCAUCAAUUCUUCGUCGACACCACCAAGGACCCACCAACUAGCAUCUGGCAUCAUCCUUACGACGACGAAGCAUUCCUCUCGACACUCUCAAGCGAGGAACGCGAGCGUCUGGAACAUGAGAGCAUGCAGCGCAAACAAAACCCAACAAAAGAAGAAGUCAUCGCAGCCCAUAGCGAAGACGAAGAAGCACCGCACUACACAGGCGCUCCCGCCGAACUCCCGCCACGACCACCAGGCAAAGGCAAAGCUCCCGAGCAAAAGAGCUUCGGCCGACGCUUCAAAGAUAAGAUGACAGGCAUGACACAUGAGCAACGAGUCCAGGAGCGACAACGGCAAGCCGCCCACGAGCGCGAGCUAUGGGAAACCCACCAACGCAUCCGACAAGCCAUGGCCCAGGCCGCACACACCGGCCAGCCCGUCCACGUCGGCAAAGAUAGCACAGGACGCGACGUAUACGUGGAGCCGCCGUACGGCGGAGGCUUCAACAAUCGAUACCCAGGCAUGAAUCCCGGCAUGAGAUACAACUACGAUCCCUACGGCAUGGGCUCGUACACGACGCCGAAUGCUAGGUUCAUUCGACCUGCUGGACCCUACGGACGACCUGUGGGUAGUGGAUUCGGUGGUGCCGGUUUGCCCAUUGCCGCCGGUGCUGGUCUGGGAUUGCUGCUUGGCGGUGCGCUGUUGUUCUAA
Molecule: messenger RNA, 912 nt
Organism: Dissoconium aciculare CBS 342.82
Lineage: Eukaryota; Fungi; Ascomycota; Dothideomycetes; Mycosphaerellales; Dissoconiaceae
Exons: 1
Coding region: 1-912 (303 amino acids)
Source: RefSeq, a predicted model, not a curated record